GGAAAUUGAAAAUCACAUCACCACUUACUACUCAUCAUUGUUCUCUUCAGAAGGUUCUUGGGGGGGGAGAGUCCAUGUUGCACCUUAUUCCACAAACAAUCACUGCAAAGAUGAACCAGGAUCUUCUUAAACUGGUUGAAGAUGAUGAGAUUAAGGAAGCUUUGUUCAGUCUACACUUUGACAAAUCCCCAGGGGAGGAUGGCAUGACAACCUACUUCUACCAACACUUUUGGAAUCUAAUUCAAGGGGAUCUCAUUGAAGCUGUUCAAAGUUUCUUCAAUUCUGGUAUGCUUUUACAAUACUGGAACCAUAUUAUAAUCUCUCUAGUGCCUAAAUGCAAUGCUCCUUCAUCUCUGAAUCAGUACAGACCUAUUUCACUAUGUACUGUGGUUUAUAAAGUGCUAUCCAAACUGUUGGCCUCAAGACUUAAAUGUUGUUUGUCUGCUUGUAUUAGUCCAAGCAAAUCUGCCUUUAUUCAGCACAAACAACUUCUAGACAGUGUGAUAUUGGCACAAGAAGUUUUUCAUUUCCUCAACAGACAUAGAUCUGGUAAGAACUUCUUCAUGGCUUUAAAGCUGGACCUUAUGAAGGCCUUUGAUAGGGUUGAGGCACACAGACCGACAGGAAGACCCGAUAGAGACAGCAGCAGGUUCCACCGUGCCCCACAUGCGGACGACUUUACCGAGGUGAGCGUCGCUUCGGCCAGGAUAUAUGCUAUUACUGUCACGAGCCUGGACACUUUUCUAACCGUUGUCCAAAGAAGGCACAGCAGCCCCAGCAGCCUCAGCAGCCACAGCAGCAGCAGCAGCAGCCCCGUCAGCAGGCUCAGAGGCCACCCCAGCAGCAGCAGCAGACAGCAGGACCGAGUUUACGCAGUCGAUCAGGUCGAGACCGAGCAGCAGCCAGGUACUAUGUCAGGGAUGAUCAUGCUUAAUAAUGUUCCUGUGUUCGCUUUAUUCAAUACUGGAGCGACACACUCCUUUAUUUCACGACGAUGCCUUGAUGCCAUCGGAGUUCAUGCCAUUACCACUGUCGAUCCUCUCGCGUUGAGUUUAGCCUCGGGACGAAAGAUAGUGACCUCAGCUAAAGCUUCAGAUCUCAGCCUUUCUAUCGGUGGUCGUUCAUUGUCUACCGACGCGUAUGUUCUUGAGAUGAGGGACUUUGACCUCAUUCUCGGGAUGGAUUGGCUAUCCUUUUAUCAUGCAGAUAUCCGAUGUCAUGACCGGGAGAUUACUCUCUAUCUUCCAGGAGACGAUUUAAUUACCUUCUUUGGCACCAGGAAUCGUUCAUUGCCUCAUGUU
Messenger RNA from Striga hermonthica, 1301 nucleotides. NCBI's taxonomy places the organism in Eukaryota, Viridiplantae, Streptophyta, Magnoliopsida, Lamiales, Orobanchaceae. The record is from the annotation of a GenBank genome assembly.